GGGGCGGGGCGGCGGCGAGCGGAGCCGCAGCCAGGUGACCUUGGCGGGCAGAGCCGGGCUGCGCCCGCCGGCAGCCGGGAAGCUGGGUGGGGAGACGGCCGAGAUGGUGGAGGACGGCGGCGAGGAGGAGGCGGAGGGGGAGAGCGGGGAGCUGCCGGCGGCCGCGGCCCCGGCGCAGCGCUGCAAUGGCUUCCUGCCCGGCAAGGAGGCGGCGGGCGGCGGCCGGGCGGCCCCGGCGGGCGGCGGGCAGCGGGCGGCCCCGGAGGCCGAGGAGAUGCUGCCGGCGGGCGGCGUGCGGCCGGAGGCGCGGCCGGAGACGCGGCUGUCGCGGCGGCGGCUGGCGGUGCUGGCCGUGUUCAGCUGCUACUCGCUGGUGAACGCCUUCCAGUGGAUCCAGUACAGCAUCCUCAGCAACGUCUUCGCCGGCUUCUACGGCGUCUCCUUCACGCAGAUCGACUGGCUGUCCAUGGUGUACAUGGUGGCCUACGUGCCGCUGAUCCUGCCGGCCACCUGGCUGCUGGACGCCCGCGGGCUGCGGCUCACGGCGCUGCUGGGCGCGGGGCUGAACGCGGUGGGCGCCUGGCUCAAGUGCGGCAGCCUGGCCCCCCAGCGCUACCCGCUCACCCUGGCCGCCCAGGCCGUCUGCGCCGUCGCCCAGGUCUUCAUCCUGGGGCUGCCCUCCCGCAUCGCCUCCGUCUGGUUCGGCCCCACCGAGGUCUCCACCGCCUGCGCCGUGGCCGUGCUGGGCAACCAGCUUGGUACUGCAAUUGGCUUUUUGUUGCCACCUGUUUUGGUCCCAAAUACACCGAAUGAUAUUGAUCUUAUGGCACAUAACAUCAGCAUCAUGUUCUACGGAACAGCGAUAGUGUCCACACUUUUGUUCUUCUUAGCAGGAGUUGUGUUUGAAGAAAAGCCCAAAUACCCUCCCAGUCACUCUCAAGCAGUCCUGCAAAAUAAACCUCCUGAGGAUUACUCCUACAAGCAGUCCAUUAUUAACUUGUUCAGAAAUAUUCCAUUUAUACUUUUGCUAAUCAGUUAUGGUAUUAUGACUGGGGCAUUUUACUCUGUGUCCACAUUAUUAAACCAGAUGAUAGUAACUCAUUAUGAGGGAGAAGAAGUGAACGCUGGGAGAAUUGGCUUGACACUGGUGGUGGCAGGAAUGGUGGGUUCGAUUAUUUGUGGUUUGUGGCUGGAUUACACUAAAACAUACAAGCAAACUACUUUGAUUGUUUACAUUCUCUCUUUCAUUGGGUUGCUGGUAUUUACCUUCACCCUGGACCUCGGAUACCUUAUAGUAGUGUUCGUGACUGGAGGAGUGCUUGGGUUCUUCAUGACUGGCUAUCUUCCACUUGGGUUUGAAUUUGCUGUGGAAAUUACAUAUCCAGAGUCUGAAGGCACGUCCUCAGGUCUCCUUAAUGCAUCAGCACAGAUAUUUGGAAUUAUCUUUACACUUGUCCAAGGAAAGCUCACAACAGACUACAGUCCUCGUGCAGGAAACAUCUUUCUUUGUGCUUGGAUUUUUGUGGGCAUUAUUUUAACAGCCUUAAUAAAAUCAGACUUGCGAAGACACAAUGUGAAUUCAGGGAUUAUGAACUUGGACGUUAAAGCUGUACCAGUUGACAGUCCUGUAGAACCUGAAAGCACUACAUUAAAGAUUCAGUCAGAUUUAUGAAGCUGAAGGAAGGUGACUCAGAAACGCACAAGUUUGGUUAGAUACAGAAUGAUAUGAGCUAGUGUAAUCACUGGAUUUCUGUGAACAAGUAGUGAAAUGUGUUUGUUGAUAUUGGUGGUAGUUGUGUACCAGAAGCUAUGAAGAUGCUCAGUUCAUUUUGCUCAAGAUGCAAACAAUUCACCUUUGUAUGGAAUAUUUAUUUUAACAUUUUCAAGUCUUGCAGUUUCAUUAGUAAAGAGCUGUGUGAACACUCCACGGUAGGGAGAUGUGCAUUCGGGUGCAUACUUGAAAAAAAUCAGGAAUCUUGAAGUACAGUUGUCAUGAUCAGAAAUAUCUAAUCUUCUUUUCUUGUUCAGUCUUGCUGGUGCACUUGAAAAGUCAAAGACUAGGGAAAUGCACAGCAGGAGGAUGUUCACAUGUUCAUUUUUUACUUUAAAUGUAUCUGUAUUUGAAUAUAAGCCAUUGAUUCCUUCUGGAAAAGUGAUAGCACAAUACUGAAAACAAGAGAUGAUGUGUGUGUUUCAUACUGGCAUCUGACAUUUCUUUUGCCUUGAAACUUCUUUAUAGGUAUCAGAAGGCAGAUAAGAGAAAACACUGUUCUUGCUAUAGCUUAAUUGUAGCAUUUCUGGGGAGAUUUAAAAAGUUUCUUGCUAGAUAAAUUGGAGAAAAAACAUUUCUUAUUAAAUACAGUAAAAAGGAGGACAAAGGCCUUUGAUAUCUCUGUUUUGAAAUAUUUAUAAGCAAUGGAACACUAACACACAAGUUUCCUCCAUGGAAUAUUUUGAGUGCUUUCUCAGUUAAAGAGAGAGGAAUACGUGUUUACAAAGAGCCAGUGCCUUUACUUUGUAAAGAAGCUCCCUGCCUCAUCUUGAGUUUAAUCAGUGCUGCUGAAGAAAUUCCAUUUUGUGUGUUAAACCUCUGAAUAUUUGUGGAGUAUCAGAUAAUGUGUUUGGUCCUUUUUAUGAAUUGUAUCACUUGUCUCAUGUGAAAUUCCUGUGCUUGUGUAACUUAAAUCAUGUCUUUUGCAGCGUGUUAAAAGCUGUAAGGAUGACUGAAAAAAAAAUAGUGAUAUUUUCACUUUUUCUGAUCAAGUAUGUUCUUUUAUACCAUCUGAGCUGCAAAAUGAGCAGACAUUAUUAACAGUAACUUUUUGUUACUUCAUUUAUCUGUAUUUGGAAUGGGGGUUUCUCAGUGUAGUGCUUUUGAAAAUUUUCUCGUUUACCUUGUGCUCUAUCUACACACCCACAGAACUGAUAGCACUACAAUUGCUGGGAAAGUCAGACCUGGGUUAGUGGACUUUUUGGAAACAUUUCCUUUUUAGCUCAGCAAACUGAGCCUGCAAGUUCAGUGCCAUCAAUGAUGCUGUGUCUUUGAGUCCCAUGGAUGCAGUGCCAUCCAGAAGGUGGAAUCCUGCUCAAAGUUUCCCACAGAUUGUUGCCAUUGGGGAUGGGGAAUUACUUAACUCUGUGCUGGUUUCAGCUGGGCUAGUUAAUUUGCUUCACAGUGGCAGGCAUGGGGCUAUGUUUUGGAUUUGUGCUGAACACAGGGUUGAUGAUACAGAGAUUUUUUUAUAGUUGCUGAGCAGGGCUUACGCAGAGCCAAGGCCUUUUCUGCUUUUCAUACAUCAGAAAAGAUGAGGAAGUUGGGAGUGCAUGGAAUGUUGGGAGGAGAUACAGCCAGGACAGGUGACCCCAGCUGACCAAAGGGACAUUCCAGACUAUGUGUUAUCAUGUUCAGUGUAUACAGUGGGGCAGAAGGAGGAAGGGAGAGAUGUUUGGAGUGAUGGUAUUUUCUACCCAAGCAGCCAUUGCACUUGGUGGUGAUGGCUGAGCACCUGCCUGCCCAGGGGAAGCAGUGAAUUAAUUUCAUGUUUUUCUUUGCUUGUGUGUGUGGCUUCUGCUUUCCCUAUUAAGCUGCCUUUAUCUCAAUCAUGAGUUUUUCCAGCUUCUACCCUUCUGAUUCUGUCCUCAAUCCCAUUGGUGGGAAAGGGAGCAAGCAAGCGGCUGCCUGGGGCUUGGUGGGUGGUUGGGGUUUAACAACAACAAACUCCAAGUUUAGUCUCUAAGUACAAUAAAUAUAAUUAAGAGCUUUUCUUUUUCUUAUUUUGCUGUAGACUCAGGAAAAUUCUUUUUUAGAAAAAGGGCCCUGAAAGCUUCUCUUCCUAAGCUUAGCCUCUAGAUGUGAUGGUCUUGAUUUAAACAUUUUGUAUGAUAAAUGCUUUAGACAGGGGAAGACCUAUCAGAAUAAACUAAGCACAUUUUAACACUUGCCUUGCCAAAAAGGAUUCAUGUCUCUUUGCCAGGUCCAGUGCUAAGGAGAAAAUGACCAGGCCUUGCUGCUUCUGGAGAGCUGAACUCUAGAAGAGUCCACUGCUGAAGCAGCUGAAUAUAGGAAAAUUCACUCUUGACUAUUCAAAUAGCAGGCAGGGGUAUAGGAGUGAAAGUAGAGAUGCUUUCACUAUGUCAGUCCUUUCCAUUGAAGCUGCCCCAUCAAGGGAUGUACAGGUUUUCAGCCUGAGUCAGAAAAGUGAAAGUUUCUGCCUUGUGACCUAUGUGGGUGGCUUUGCCCUUUGGAAAAAUGAUAGUAAUGUGUGCCAAAAAAUAUAUAUGUUUUUCAUCAAGAUACAGAUACAGAAAAUAUUUAUGUUUAUGGCCCAUGCAUGGUUGCUUUGACUUUUGGUUUUGCAAAAUCUUAACAAGAUAAUAUUUUUGUAUUUUUGGGGAAUUGUUUUCAAAUGUCCAGUAGAAAGUUUUUGGCUGUAUCCAGGAUGUUCGCUGACCUGUUCAGUAUACACUGUUCAGAAUAAAAGAUUGAGUAUUUUUGUUCCAUACUUAAAA
Molecule: messenger RNA, 4509 nt
Organism: Lonchura striata (white-rumped munia)
Lineage: Eukaryota; Metazoa; Chordata; Aves; Passeriformes; Estrildidae
Gene: FLVCR1
Product: FLVCR choline and heme transporter 1
Biological process (GO): mitochondrial transport; transmembrane transport; erythrocyte differentiation
Cellular component (GO): mitochondrion; membrane
Molecular function (GO): heme binding; heme transmembrane transporter activity
Source: RefSeq, a predicted model, not a curated record